Gryllus bimaculatus (two-spotted cricket) is the source of this 825-nucleotide messenger RNA. NCBI's taxonomy places the organism in Eukaryota, Metazoa, Arthropoda, Insecta, Orthoptera, Gryllidae. The record is from the annotation of a GenBank genome assembly.
AUGGGAAUAGGUAACCAGAGCUUGUUAAUUGAAGUUGUGGAUGAGUUCUAUCAAUGGACUGUAAGAAAAUGUGUCUCAAAAUUCCUCGGCUUGUCCUCUAACGACUACGUUGAUCACAAUUACAACAUUGAAGAUGCUGAUGAUGUGAUUGGUGCAUUUCCGUUUUUCGCGAGGCAUUCCCUGGGGAUAAACCAACGCAAUUCUCCGGCCGGUAUAGACGAUUUUCCACCCGCGUGGCUGGAAACCGUCGCGCUAGCGACAUACGCCGAAAUGAUGAACUCCAUUAUUGAAUUCUUCAGCGUCACCCCCGAGGAGUGGGGAUCGCCGACCUGCGGGACCUGGCCGGACAGCCCCACCGACGUUUACUGGUGGCCGACGGAGUUCUACCAACAGAAGCCAGAAGACUACGCCGAUCCUCUCAGCAUAACUCUUUGGCCGGAGGAUUCUGUUCCAAAACUUCCCAACAUGUUUGGUGCCAUUAAACGCUUCGCUGCCUACACCCCUGACACAUCGGAUGACGUCGCAACAGAGAUUAUGAAAAUUCCGUGGGGUUGAGUUGUUUUGUGAUUGACAGGAUAAAUGAUAGAGUCAGUGUCUGAACUAAAGUAAAACUGUUGAGCAUUUUGCAGUGGCUUAACAUCUGCGUUUCAGGUCAUCUGAAGCCACGUCGUUUGAUGAAUACUCAAUAUCGGAAGUGAAUAAUUUUGAAAAUAAAUGAAGGUACAGCUGGAUGAAGAGUGUCGUGUAGUGUCACAAAUAUUUGAAAGGCGUUUGCGUUUAAAAUGUUAUUAAGUAUAAUGAAUAUCUUUUAAAAUAUUAUUUUCA